CCUGACAUGAUGCACACCGUGAAGGUCAAGGUGGGUCUCCCCAGGUUCAAGCUGGAAGAGACCUAUGAUCUCAAGAAGAUCCUGGUCAGCAUGGGCAUGGUGGAUGCCUUUAGCCCCAAGAAGUGUGACUUCUCCGGCAUGUCGCCCUGCAACAACUUGGUUCUGUCCAAGGUCGUGCAGAAGUCCUUUGUGGAAGUGACCGAGGAGGGCACUGAGGCAGGCGCAGCUACAGCUGUCACAGCUACACUUACCAGUAUGCCUCUGAUACAAAAAAUGUUCAUGGCGGACCACCCCUUCCUCUUCUUCAUCCGACACAACCCCACACAGAGCAUCCUCUUCUAUGGCCGCUACAGCUCCCCUUAAGCUGAGGCUAGAGUGGUAAAGAAGUCUACAUAGAAAGAUGUCUCAGGAAUGUCUGA
Clupea harengus (Atlantic herring) is the source of this 419-nucleotide messenger RNA. RefSeq names its product serpin B10-like. The transcript has a single exon. The record is from RefSeq and is a predicted model, not a curated record. The annotation marks the transcript as partial. NCBI's taxonomy places the organism in Eukaryota, Metazoa, Chordata, Actinopteri, Clupeiformes, Clupeidae. Gene Ontology annotation, biological process: negative regulation of endopeptidase activity. Gene Ontology annotation, molecular function: serine-type endopeptidase inhibitor activity.